CGACUUGUGACGAGGUGGAAGAGUUCCUGGCGGAGAUAGCCAUGAUGAAGAAGGUAGGUCGACAUCCACACAUAGUCACCAUGGUGGGGUGCUGCACCCUCAAGCAACCCUUCUGUAUGGUGAUGGAGUACGUACCUUGCGGUGAUCUGCUGGCCUACCUGCGCCAUCUUAGGGACCAGUCCAGACCCGUGCUACAGUCAAGCGCCCUAUCUAGGGUGUCCGCAACGUCAGAUGCCUCCUACAUCACGCCCAUCCCCACCACGAGCUGUGUAUCUAGCACUCAACCCUCCACACGUUGCAGCAACGUGAGCAGUUUAAUUCUAGACAGCACGAAUCUAGAAUGUGAACUAGACCCCAGGGAACUGCACAGCUUCGCCACACAGAUCGCUAGAGGCAUGGAAUACCUAGAGAGCAAGCAGAUAACACACAGGUAA
This is a messenger RNA of Homalodisca vitripennis (glassy-winged sharpshooter), 434 nucleotides long. Its product is annotated as tyrosine-protein kinase receptor torso-like. Gene Ontology annotation, molecular function: ATP binding; transmembrane receptor protein tyrosine kinase activity. Bases 42 to 434 code for a protein of 130 amino acids. Gene Ontology annotation, cellular component: signaling receptor complex. NCBI's taxonomy places the organism in Eukaryota, Metazoa, Arthropoda, Insecta, Hemiptera, Cicadellidae. Gene Ontology annotation, biological process: cell surface receptor protein tyrosine kinase signaling pathway; positive regulation of kinase activity; multicellular organism development. The record is from RefSeq and is a predicted model, not a curated record. The transcript has 3 exons.